Messenger RNA from Lodderomyces jiufengensis, 2334 nucleotides. Its product is annotated as serine/threonine protein kinase. The coding region runs from base 1 to 2334 and encodes 777 amino acids. NCBI's taxonomy places the organism in Eukaryota, Fungi, Ascomycota, Pichiomycetes, Serinales, Debaryomycetaceae. Gene Ontology annotation, cellular component: nucleus; cytoplasm; plasma membrane. Gene Ontology annotation, biological process: protein phosphorylation. The record is from RefSeq and is a predicted model, not a curated record. The transcript has a single exon. Gene Ontology annotation, molecular function: ATP binding; protein serine/threonine kinase activity.
AUGGUCAAUAUAUUUUAUAAUAAUGAAAAUACUAAUAAGACCAACAAUAACCUAAAUUUAUCAAAGAAUAACGACAAUUCACCAACUUCUAAUUCAGCAAGUCCAGAAUUGAGACCAUCAUCAAGAAAUAGAAAUAGAUCAAUUUCAUUAACUAGAUUUUUUUUUAAUAGAGACAACAAUGAUAACAACAAUAAUAGUCAAUACAAUCAAAAUAAGUCAAUUGAUAUAAUAGAUAAUAACAAGACACAACAAAAUAUAAAUGAUCAGACUAAUAACAACAAUAACACCAAUGGGAAUAGUUUAUACAAAUUCAAAAAUAUAUUUCGACUACCUUCAUCAUCGAUAUCUUCAUUAUCAGAUGAUAAAUCAAUUCAAAAUAGAGCAAGAUCUUCAUCAAGUCCCUUACAACCGUCACAAAAGGAUAAUAGACAUAAAAAAUCUACAAGUAUACCAGGUGUCAAAGCAGACUCCAAUCAACUACCUAAAAUAAUAACAAAUGAACCAGAACGUGAUAUCACGGAAACUUCAAGUCCUGUAAUAAAUUCAAAUCCUUAUUUCAAACAUCAAGGUUUACCACCACAUUUUAAUACAACUACUAAUCCACCACAACCUAAAUUUUUAAAUGUAAAUAAAUCAGAAUUAUCAGUCUCUUUAAGACAUAACGAUUCAGUAUAUUCAUUAAAUGAUAAUGGUAUAUUAAAACCCCCUCAAAUUCAUUAUAAUCAAAUAUCAUCAGGUGAAGAAUCAGAAGAAUAUGAAGAAGUAUUACAACCGGGUCCACCACCUAAAACACCAACUAAAAACCAGACACUUGUCAUUCCAAACAUAACAACAACUGUAGAUGAUGAUUUACUGAUAAAACCAUUUGAUCAAGAGAACAACUUAACACCACCUCCAUCACCAUUCCAAAGAGCGUUAAGGAGAGUAGCUUCAGCUCCAUUAGUUCACAAAUUAAUAAAUGAAUCAAAACAAACAAAUGAGAGCACAGAAAAAAUUGAAAAACCAUUUGAUAUAAAUGAGCAUAUAGGAGAAGUAAAAAUUACAACACGUCCAAGAACUUUAACCCAAGAUAGAACUUAUUCUCACUCAGCUACUAAAAAAGUUGAAGUUCAAGUUGGACCAGACAGUUUUGAAAAAAUUAGGUUACUAGGAAAAGGAGAUGUAGGGAAAGUAUAUCUUGUACGAGAAAAACUGUCAAAUCAAUUAUAUGCAAUGAAAAUUCUCAGUAAGAAAGAAAUGAUAGAAAGAAACAAGAUCAAGAGAGCGUUAGCAGAACAAGAAAUUUUAGCAACUUCAAAUCAUCCAUUUAUAGUAACAUUAUACCAUUCAUUUCAAUCAAAAGAAUUUUUAUACCUCUGUAUGGAAUAUUGUAUGGGUGGAGAAUUUUUCCGAGCUUUACAAACAAGAGAAAGUAAAACCAUAUCAGAAAAUGAUGCGAAAUUUUAUGCAGCUGAAGUUACUGCAGCUCUUGAAUAUUUACAUCUUAUGGGAUUCAUAUAUAGAGAUUUAAAACCUGAAAAUAUAUUGUUACAUCAAUCAGGUCAUAUUAUGUUGAGUGAUUUUGAUUUAUCGAAACAAAGUGAAAGAUCAAAAAAUCCCGAGAUCUCAUUCAAUAAAAACGGUAUGCAUUUAUCAUCUGGUGGUAAUUCUCCAAGGCAUGGUCCCACUAUAGAUACAAAAGCAUGUAUUGAUGGAUUCCGUACUAAUUCAUUUGUGGGGACUGAAGAAUAUAUAGCACCAGAAGUUAUAAGAGGUAAAGGUCAUACAAGUGCUGUUGAUUGGUGGACUUUAGGAAUAUUCAUAUAUGAAAUGUUAUUUGGUAUAACACCUUUCAAGGGUCAUGAUAGAAAGAAAACAUUUGCAAAUGUACUAAAGAAGGACAUAAAGUACCCUGAUACACAAGUGAUAUCAUCAAAUUGCAAAAGUCUUAUAAAAAAGUUAUUGAUAAAAGAAGAAGAAAAAAGAUUAGGAUCCAAAACAGGAGCAUCAGAAAUAAAAAAUCAUUCAUUUUUCAAAAACACUCAAUGGGCAUUAUUAAGACAUCAAAAACCUCCAAUGAUCCCCGUAUUAACUAAAUCAAGAAAACAUCAAACUCCACUACCAACCAACGAGGAUCAAGAUGAUCAAACAUCAUCUAAAAAUUCAUUCCCCGUGGAUAAAUUUGAUGAAAAGGGAGAUAUUACUCAAUCUAAAGAAAUUGAAAUUAUUAAAGACCCCAAUGAUCCUUUUUCAAAAUUCAAUUCUGUUACUUUAAGAUAUGGUGAUGAAACUAAUUUAAGUAUUUAUAACCCUAAGAGAAGUCUGUACACUACCGUUACUUAUAUAAAUAAAUAG